UCACUCAAAGCCCUGGCCUUCGAACAACUCACCGUGGCCCUCGCGGCUGCCAACCACAAACUCGUCCUCGUACUUGUCCUUCCCUGCACACACCACACCAUGACACGUGGACCGAUGGACCGAUGGAUGGUUGCAUUUGUUUUCGUGUGCUCGUGUCGCUGGCUCACCGUCGUGGGGGACGACGAUGCCGUCCGGGAGCAUCAUAUCUGCCUUCAAGAAGGCGGCAGGGGCGGGCACGGGCACCAGCUCCUCUAUCAGUAGAUCCAUAAUCGACAGGGCUGGCUCUUCUACGUAGUCGGCCUGCACGCAGCCAUCACACAGAGAAAGAGAGAAGAUGAAAUGCGGCCGAGAGUGGGGGAGAUGGGAAGAGAGAAACAUUUACUGGGUAGCAUGAUGUGCCCUUUUCCUGACCGUCUUGGUGGUGUUGGAUGUGUCAUUCUGCCCUGCUGCCCAACCCGUGAGAUAAUCCCACACACGCUUGUCAGACAGCAGACGGGAGCCGGUCAACGAGGGGAGUGCACCACGUGGCAU
Molecule: messenger RNA, 531 nt
Organism: Vitrella brassicaformis
Lineage: Eukaryota; Vitrellaceae
Source: the annotation of a GenBank genome assembly